This is a messenger RNA of Acaulospora colombiana, 2019 nucleotides long. The record is from the annotation of a GenBank genome assembly. NCBI's taxonomy places the organism in Eukaryota, Fungi, Glomeromycota, Glomeromycetes, Diversisporales, Acaulosporaceae.
AUGGAAAAUCAGUCGAGAGUAAACUUAGAAAAUAAAGAAUGUGUUUCGGAGCAAACUUCUCCAGUCACCGCUAUAUCGCCUCAGACAGUUUUCCGCCGUUCACUGUCAACCAUAAGUACCGAUUCACUCGCGAACCAUCCUUUACAGAAUAUUGAUGAAGAAGAAAUUGAAUCAUUAUCGUCAAGUCAACGCAGCAGACGCUCCCCCUCUUCCUCUUCAACUUCUUCAAUGUCUUCUUUGCAGCCAAAAAUUUCACCUUCGCAUCUUGUAGCUGGAGAUUCACUUGGAGGGUUGAUAUUGGCAAAGCUUCGUGAAAUGAAUGACGAAUUUUCGGAUAUUGUUCGACUGUUGAUAGCGAAAAGAGCGACGCUUCUGCUUCCUGCGUCCGUGAUAACUCCAUCUGAAAAUGUGGAUCGGUUGCUUCUCCAAGAUCAUGUGAUAGUCACUCAACCGACUGACGAGGAUAUCAAAGUGUUGUCCUUAAAUGGAUUGAUGGGAUUUAUUCAAAAGGACACUUUCAAGGCGAUAGGUCUGAUAUCAUCAGAGAAGGAUAUUAUGGCCUCCAUAACGGAGAGCCAAAGAAAUCGCAAGUCUAUUUUUGAAACUUUCUCCAAACCUGCAGAUUUUUCUCACAAAUCUUUACCGAUUAAAAUUCUCUGUAAAAACGCUGAUAUGCUUUUACACGGAAUGACCAUUCAAACAAUUGUGAUCGAAUCCCCCGUAAUUGCAAAAGAAAUAGCGGAACGUAUUGUGAUCAAAACAGAAAAUGGGAAAGAUGUCGAAGGAGCGGAACUAUCGGAAUCUCUAUUAAAGGAAAUCCACAGUUUCAUAGAAAAUUUCCAAAAAAAGCCCCCCCAAGAUGAAGAUUCAUCGAAUAAAGAAAUUCAAAGGUUAUAUGAAAAUGUUCGCCAUCAUUUUGAAUCCCAACUUAAAGUGUCUGAAGAAUUGGCAGAGGCUAGUGAAGAUGAAAUCGAUGAAUCCAUGAACGUUGUGGAAAAAUUGUUGUGCACAUCACUUUAUGAGCAUCUAUUCUGCCCGAAAUGGUCGGACGACGAUUUGCAAGAUGAAAAUCUAGGAUCACAGAUAGCUGCUUUGAAUAUCCUAGAGUUAAAUCUUUCAAAACUAGGGGUCAAUAUUGAUCCGCACCAUCAAGAGCGCGUAAAUUUGGCAGUACAGGUAGCAGGUGUGGAAUUGCAAAGUUUGGAACAAAAGAAAGCGCCAUUUGAGAAGCUCGAUAGUAUUAUACGAUGUCACAAAGUCAUUGUCGAAGCCCUCGAAAAAAGAUCAUUGAGUGUUGUUAAACCGAAUGUUAAUACGGACAACGAGGAGAAAUCAAAUUCCAGUAAUCUUAACACCCACGUCAAAUCAAAAUCCACUGUUACGAGCCCGACGUCGCCAGCCUCGAUUCCCUUACCGGAUUCUCCCACAACACCAAAUGGAACAAGUGUUUCCACUCCGUCAGAAGAAAAACAUGACCCUAAUGCUGACGUGAUUUUGCCCCUCUUAAUAUUUAUUGCGGUGAAGUCUAAUCCAAAAAAGCUGUUAGCUGUUAUCACAUUCUUGGAAAAUGUGGACUACGAAGCUUUGGGCUUAUCUCCAAAUAAGGUGUUGAGUGAACCCAUGUCAGCCGGAGGUACAAAGGUUACACUAGAGCGGAAUGUGAGUCGUGUUGGGCAAGAAAUUGUCGGAGUGGCCGACAGCGGAAUUAAAGCUAUUACAGGAGUCAUGGAUACUUCUUAUAAAAUGAUUGGUCGAGUAUUUGGAUAUAAUGAAAGUGCAAAUACCAGUAACCCUUCUACAUUCGCAGCGGAAAAAACCAAGGAAAAUUUGACAGCACACCAAGAUCAUCAUCUGACAAAGACCAAAAUCAAUGAUAUAGUGAUGAAUUCCGAAAUACCAACAGAAAUAAUAGUAAGAGAAUUGGCAGAGUUUAACUCCGGUAAAUUCAAUACGGAAAAUGGUACAGAUGGGGACAUAACAAAUAAAAAUAUGCAGAUCGAUGAAUCUAAAUCUCUGUAA